Echinococcus granulosus is the source of this 540-nucleotide messenger RNA. RefSeq lists its product as hypothetical. The record is from RefSeq and is a predicted model, not a curated record. NCBI's taxonomy places the organism in Eukaryota, Metazoa, Platyhelminthes, Cestoda, Cyclophyllidea, Taeniidae. The coding region runs from base 1 to 540 and encodes 179 amino acids. The transcript is spliced from 4 exons.
AUGUGUGAGCCCAUCCCUUCCUUCCUCCUCUUUCGCUGUGUGUAUCUGUCAAGCAGCCUUAUGGAGCGCUGUCACUUUGAGGAGGCAUGCCUCCCUCCGAUCUUCACCUCUUUCUCCUCUCUACUCGUCCCCACCGAUGCUUUUUACAACCAUCUUCGUUACACAGUGACACCACCAGUUUGCGAGGUGGACGCAGGCACAGAACACAGUCAGUGCUACGUUGAACAAAGGAGGGAGGAAGAGGGAGGAGGGGCGAGACGGAAGAGCGAGAGAGUAAGAGAGGAGACUUUCGUUGUCAAUCUCCGCGCAGACAACUGGCGAGGCUUCGUGGCGGAAUGGGCGAAUGAGACGCUUCACUGGCCGCCAUCGAUUCACGGCGGUUCAGCCCAAAUUCCAGACGAUAAGCAGUACCAGUCUCAUAGCUGGAUUGCUGCAACAAGCGCGAGGUGCGGUUCUGGUGAUCAAUCAUUCUCGCCUGCAUUUGCAUCAGCAGCGGCAUCGACGGCAGUGGGAGGGAAUGUAACAACAGAAAGAAAGUAG